GCGACGCGGCGCAGCGGCCGGGUGACGGCGGCGCCGGCUGCGGCCCUCGCUCUCAAAAUGGCGGACGGAGGCACCGGAGGGCCUGCGGCGGGCGGACGGGUUCCCGUGCGGCCCCAGGAGCGAGCCAUGUGGUGUGAUGAAAGAUUCAACUUCCAAGCUACAUUUUUACAGUGCUUGGCAAAACACGUGCCAAAUAUUUACUCAGCUGAAAUGGACCCCUUGCUGGAGAAACAAGAAGAAAUGGUCCAGGCAGCAAUAUUAUACCCCCUAGAAUGUUAUUUGUUUGGGGAAGACCCAGAUAUAUUCCUCGAGAAACUACAACACAGUGGAACCUCCCAGAUCUGUGGGAAGGUGUUCAAAGGAGGAGAGACAACAUACUCCUGCAGAGACUGUGCAGUUGAUCCAACUUGUGUGCUCUGUAUGGAUUGCUUCCAGAAUAGCAUUCACAAGAACCACCGGUACAAGAUGCAUAGCUCCACUGGAGGUGGAUUUUGUGACUGUGGGGAUACAGAGGCAUGGAAAGCUGGACCACUGUGUACUAAACAUCAACCUGGAGCAUCAGAUUCUGCAAAAGAAGAUUCUGAAUGUCCGUUGAAUGAAGAAAUUAUGGAGCACUCUAGGAGAGUCUUUCCCUCCGUGAUAAAGUACAUCGUAGAGAUGCUUAUAUGGGAAGAAGAGAAGGAGCUGCCUCCUGAGCUCACAAUUAGCAGAGAGAAGGUAGACAGCUACUACUGUGUCCUUUUCAAUGAUGAACAUCAUUCUUACGAUCACGUCAUCUAUAGCCUGCAAAGGGCACUGGGCUGCGAACUUGGUGAAGCCCAGUUGCAUACCACUGCCAUAGAUAAAGAGGGUCGUAGAGCUGUUAAGGCAGGACGUUAUGUCUCUUGUCAGGAAGCAAAAGAAGAAAUCAAGAGGCAUUCUGAAAAUGUUUCCCAACGACCACUUCACGUGGAGGUUCUGCAUGCUGAUGUCAUGGCUCACCAGAAGUUUGCCUUGCGCCUUGGGUCUUGGCUGAACAAACUCAUGAGCUAUUCAAGUGACUUUCGCCAGAUCUUUUGUCAGAUAUGUCUGAGGGAAGAAGCUGGAUCUGAAAAGCCAUGCUUCAUAAGCAAGUUGAUGCUGUGGGAUGCCAAACUUCAUAAAGGGGCAAGGAAGGUUCUUCAUGAACUUAUCUUCAGUAGUUUUUUCAUGGAAAUGGAAUACAAAAAACUGUUUGCUGUGGAGUUUGUGAAGUAUUACAAGGCAUUGCAAAAGGAGUACAUCAGUGAUGACCAUGACAGAGUUCUCUCUGUGACAGCACUCUCGGUUCAGAUGUUCACUGUACCGACUCUGGCCCGACAUCUUAUUGAAGAGCAAAAUGUAAUCACCACCAUUACAGAGACACUCCUGGAAGUGCUUCCAGAGUACCUAGACAAAAAUGACAAGUUCAACUUCCAAGGUUACAGUCAGGACAAACUGAACCGGGUGUAUGCAGUAAUAUACGACCUCAAGUAUGUCUUAGUCAGCAAGCCCACAGUAUGGACAGAGCGUCUGAGAGAGCGCUUUUUAGAAGGAUUUGUUUCUUUCCUAAGGAUUCUGACUUGCAUGCAGGGAAUGGAGGAGAUAAAAAGACAGAUUGGUCAGCACAUUGAGGUGGACCCUGACUGGGAAGCAGCUAUUUCUAUACAGAUGCAGCUCAAGAACAUUCUUUUGAUGUUCCAGGAGUGGUGUGCGUGUGAUGAAGAGCUGUUGCUCAGGGCCUACCGGGAAUGUCAUAAAGCUGUGAUGAGGUGCAGCACAAGUGGCCGCACACGGGAGAAGACAGUGUUUCACCUGUGUGGCCAUACUCUGGAGAGCAGGCCUUACAGAGUGUCUGCAGAUCCUGUCAGCAUACAUUUACCUCUGUCUAGGACUCUUGCUGGUCUUCAUGUCAGAUUAAGCAAGACUGGCACCAUCUCAAGAUUGUAUGAAUUUGUUUCUCCUGAAGAAUUUCAAGUGGAGCUACUAGUAGAAUAUCCUUUGCGAUGUCUUGUCUUGGUUGCUCAGGUUGCAGCAGAGAUGUGGAGAAGGAAUGGGCUCUCCCUGAUAAGCCAGGUAUUCUAUUAUCAAGAUGUUAAGUGUAGAGAAGAGAUGUAUGAUAAAGACAUCAUCAUGCUCCAGAUAGGUGCAUCUCUUAUGGAUCCAAACCAGUUCCUCCUGCUGAUACUGCAGAGAUACGAGCUUGCUGAUUAUUUCAGGAAGAUCAAGCCCACCAAAGAUCAGGAUUUGAUCAAACAAUGUAACGUGUUAAUAGAAGAAAUGCUACAGAUUCUCAUCUAUGUCGUGGGGGAAAGAUACGUGCCUGGAGUGAGUAACGUUACCAAAGAAGAUGUUAUCAUGAGAGAAAUCAUCCAUCUGUUAUGUAUUGAACCAAUGGCUCACAGUGCAAUUACCAAGUCCUUGCCUGAAAAUGAGAACAAUGAAACUGGCUUGGAGGAUGUAAUUGAUAAAGUGGCUACAUUUAAGAAACCGGGUGUGUCUGGCCAUGGAGUUUAUGAACUGAAGGACGAAUGCUUGAAGGAGUUCAAUAUGUUCUUUUACCACUAUACUAAGACUCAGCAUAGCAAGGCUGAACAUACACAGAAGAAAAGAAGAAAGCAAGAAAAUAAAGAUGAAGCAUUGCCACCACCUCCUCCUCCAGACUUCAGUCCUGCAUUCAGCAAUGUGGUGAGGAUCCUGAAAUGUGACAUUAUGAUGCACGUGCUGCGGACCAUUCUCCAGAGAGCAGUAGAACUGGAAACCCACUUCUGGACUGAAGCCAUGAUCCAAAUGGUGCUUCAUCUCCUUUCUUUAGGGUUACUGGAAGAGAAGCAGCAGUUACAGAAGUCUCCAGAAGAAGAAGUAACCUUUGAUUUUUAUCACAAAGCAACACGAAUGGGAAGCUCAGCCUUGAAUGCUGUGAGUGUGUUAAUGCUUCUGGAAAAGCUAAGGGCAGUUCCUCAGUUGGAGGCGCAGAAGGACACAGUCAAUUGGAUACUGCAGAUGUUUGACACUGUGAAAAGGUUGAGAGAAAAAUCUUGUUUGACAACAGCAGCAGCUACAUCGGGCUCAGAAGCUACAAAAGGUGAUGAGACACAAAGCACUCAGGAUAAAGAGAAAGCCGAGCGGAAGAGAAAGGCAGAAGCGGCGAGGUUGCACCGUCAGAAGAUAAUGGCCCAGAUGUCUGCACUGCAGAGGAAUUUCAUUGAAACCCAUAAGCUCCUGUAUGAAAACACACUGGAGACACAAGGGAAAGAAGAUGCUCUUAUGGAGGAAGAAAGCACCUCUUCAGCAAUUGAUUCCUCCAGAAUUGCUUUGGGUCCCAAACGAGGUCCAUCUGUUGCUGAGAAAGAAGUUCUGACCUGUAUUCUUUGCCAGGAGGAGCAGGAAGUAAAGUUGGAAAGUGCUGCCAUGGUAUUAUCUGCCUGUGUCCAGAAAUCAACUGCCUUAACUCAGAAUAGGUGCAAAGUUCUUGAGCUCUCAGGGGAUACCUUAGAUCCCCUCUUCAUGCACCCUGACUUACCUUGUGGGACCCACACGGGAAGCUGUGGUCAUGUAAUGCACGCAGCCUGCUGGCAGAAGUACUUUGAAGCCAUGCAGCUCAACUUUCGACAGCGUCUGCACGUCGAACAGAUCUUUGACUUGGAGAAUGGAGAGUAUCUCUGUCCACUUUGCAAAUCUCUGUGCAAUACUGUGAUUCCUCUUGUUCCAUUGCAGCCUCAGAAAAUAAACAGUGAGGAUGCAGAGGCAGUAGCUCAAAUUCUGUCACUUGCUAGGUGGCUGGAGAUUAUCCUAGUCAGGAUUUCGGGCUACAGUGACAAAAAUGUCAAAGGAGAGAAAGAAAGUCUGGCAGCUCUCACCCACAAGGGAGUGGGGAACUCUGCUUUGGAAUUCCAUUCCAUCCUUAGUUUUGGAGUUCAAUCCUCAGCCAAAUACUCAAGCAGUAUCAAGGAGAUGCUUAUUCUCUUUGCCACCACCAUCUACAGAGUCGGGCUAAAAGUUGCUCCCAAUGAAGCUGAUUACAGGAUUCCCAUGAUGACCUGGAGCACUUGUGCUUUUACCAUCCAGUGUAUAGAGAACCUCUUGGAAACAGAAGGCAAGCCUUUAUUUGGAUCCCUACAAAAUAGACAGCACAGUGGCCUUAAAGCAUUAGUGCAGUUUGCAGCUGCUCAGAGGACAACAUCACCACAGAUCCUGAUUCAGAAACAUCUGGUUCGUCUUCUGGGAGUUCUUCUACCACACCUUAAAGUGGAGGACACACCAUCCCUCUUAGAAGUAGACAUGUUCCACGUUUUGGUGGGAGUUGUGUUAUCCUUUCCAUCUUUAUACUGGGAGGAUGCUGUAGACUUGCAACCUUCAUCAAUUAGUUCAGCCUAUAACCACCUCUACCUCUUCCAUCUGACAACCCUGGCACACAUAACACAGAUCGUUGUCUCUUCAGCAACAGAGUCCACUACCACUCGAUUGCCCGACAGCAGUGAGGAGGCACAGUCUGCACAAGCUUUCUGUAGAGAGGUUUGCCAGUACACCAGUGGUUGCUUUAGUCAGGAUAUUCCAGGCUGGCUUGUGUGGGAUUGUGUUAAAAAAGGCAUCAUGCCUUACCUUCGUUGUGCUGCUUUAUUUUUUCAUUAUUUGCUGGGAGUUUCUCCACCUGAGGAACUACUACAAGUUUCUGAAGAAGGGCAAUUCAAGGCACUUUGCAAUUACCUCUCCCUACCUACCAACUUGUUCCUGCUCUUUGAGGAGUACUGGGACACAGUAAAUCCACUGCUCCAGAGGUGGUGUGCUGACCCCGUGCUGUUGAGUUGUUUGAAGGGGAAAAGCAUUGCAGUAAGGUAUCCUAGGAAAAGAAAUAGUUUAAUAGAGCUUCCUGAGGACUAUAGCUGCCUUCUGAACCAAGCCUCUCAGUUUAGAUGCCCACGAUCUUCUGAUGACGAACAAAAACAUCCAGUGCUGUGUUUAUUCUGUGGGGCUAUGUUGUGUUCCCAGAAUACUUGCUGCCAGGAACUGGUGAACGGCGAGGAGUUGGGAGCCUGUACUUCUCACGCUCUGCAGUGUGGAGCUGGAGUCUGUAUGUUUCUCAAAAUCAGGGAGUGCAAAGUUGUCCUCAUCGAAGGUAAAACCAGGGGCUGCUUGUAUCCUGCUCCUUACUUGGAUGAAUAUGGAGAAACAGAUCCAGGUCUGAAAAGAGGCAAUCCCCUGCACUUGUGUCGGGAGCGUUACCGGAAGCUGCAUCUGCUGUGGCAGCAACACUGCAUCAUAGAGGAGAUUGCCAGGAGCCAAGAAACCAAUCAGAUCUUCUUUGGAUUCAACUGGCAACUGCUCUGAGUGAAAACUCUUACCUUGUGGCAGUGCUUUGGAAAAGGAAAGGAGGGUGGGCAGUAAAUGAUCUACUCUCGAGUGGAUGCUGUAGUUCGGACACAAGGAUGGAUUCUCUAGGCUGGGUGUAUUACUGAUAACAUUGAAACAGUCUCAUGUCAUAUGUUUUGUGCUUUUUUAUUCCCCAGAAAGGGAAAACAGCAUUGUAGAAUUAUCACUGAACAUUCAGGUCCAGAAAUAUUUCCACUUCUUGAAGGAGCUGUAGUUGUUUCCCACGUUUUGCUGAGGACAGCUUCCCAAAGCCGUGCCUCGGGCCACAGACCCCAUUUCUGUCUCUUCCACACCGUGAGAAACCUAAAUGGGGUUGCUGUGGAAAAGCCUCCUUUGCUUUCUUCCUGGGUUCUUUUUCCCAGGCUUAGUGAAGCUUUUAAAUAGGUCAAGAUCUGUGGGCACAAGGUUGGAGUGGAGGCGGUGCCAGGCCUUCAGCAGUAGUAACAGCUACAGCAAACGUUGUUGUGCAGUUACACCGAGCCACAGGUGGCAGGGCUUGGUUCAAGCCUGGGUUUGACUGUGUCCUGGCAUUUGAUGAAGAGUUUUCAUUACUGAACUCUUUAAAGAAGUAGUGUGGGAUAGAAAGUGCAUGGGGGAAUUACCAUCUUGCUUGUUGCAUCCAAAAAUAAAACCUGUGCUUUUUGCAUUGCCAGAGCUGCACUUUAUCUGAGGAGUUCGCCCUGUGUUCCUGUCGUGUGUCCCGAGAGGUCUCGGGCCACACCAUUUGACAAGCUUGUGCUUAGUUUUACUUCUUUACAGUGUGUCUUCUGAGAUUUUUUUUUCCCCAAGAACCAAAUGUGAAAGUCCUGUUAGGUAGUUGUAGUGUAGCUCCAAGUUAUACGAGAGAUGGAGACUUCAGUAAAGUAGAAGACCUUCAGAGCUCUCACUGGACUAAAAUCAAGGCCCAAAAGCAGCGAGUUUUAGAAUCACAGAUAAGUUUGCCCACAUUUGAGGCUUUUUUCCACCCUUCAUCCUCUGUCACUGUUUGGAGCCCUACCUGCAUAAAGGAGAUGGUGUGUUUUGGGAGGCGUGUUCGGUUGUUCAGUGCCAGUUAGACCAGAAGAGGGAAAAAACCCAGGUGGCUAAAUCUCUGCUGUGACAAGUGCUGGCUGCACUGCGCUGUUUUUGUCUCUUUGCUUUUCAGUAGCUAAUUACUGUGGUUGAACUCCCUGUCUGUGGUGUGUGACUGUACUUCAGUUCUAAAUGUUUGUUGUUCUGUUUUCUGAACUUCAGCCAUGGGAUACACAAGAGGGUUUGUAAUGGGGUGGGUAAAAGUGCUUUCCCAGUACUCUAAAUUUCCCUGCCCCUCUGCUAAUUGGAUUCCUGUGUUUCAUUUUAAUGAGGCUUGCAAGGGGAGCCUUUCAAAUGAAUGUCUGAGAAGGUGUUUUUGUAUUAUUUGUGAUUCUAAUAUCCCCCAUGCAGCCAUUUAGAUUAAAAUGUCAUUGUUCUCCUGGUUUUUAAAGUGUUUUGAGUGUGUAUGAGUGCAUUGAGCAGCACCACAACUCAUCUGAACAUGAAAUUGCAAUGAACUCCAAUACUCUGGUAUCAACACCUUUUCUGUACCUGCUGUUGUAACCUUUCCCUGGUGAUAGAAGUAGUUGGCUUUGGUAUAUUUUUCAGGUAUUCUGUUUCUCACAAUUAAGACCUUUCUCCUUACUUUGAUUCUUUCAGAUUUUAAAGCUGAAUAUGAAACUCCUUAAAGAUAAACAUCAGUUCAGUUAGCCUUCUCCAAAAGGUACAUGAAAUGCAUAGUGAAUUUAGGAGAGCAGUUGUCAGGAGUACUUGCAUGCAUCGGUGAUUCCCAAGUCAUCGAAACACUCGUUACCAACAAAGCCGUUGGAUUCAUGUGUGUCCCUGAUACCAGAACUCUGUUCACUUACUGUUUCCCUCUGAUACCUGUCAGAACUUCUCAGUUACCUUGCACUUCACUGAUACAAAAGUUGCAUUACCAAAUAUGCAGUGAGAUCACUUUGUUUUCUGCCUGAACACAAGCACAUAAGGACAGGGGCUGGUCUGAGCAGCUUGAGCUCCUGUUGGAAGCUCCAGAAAUCUCUUGGUAGCCGAAGAAGUGGGAGAGGAAAGUUGCAUCUUCCUGUACGUUUGCACACACUAACUUAAGCAAAUGGGCUCCCAUAUCAUCCACUGACCAGCCUGGUCAUCUUUCAUUUCAUCAAUUACUAUGCAGUUUUGUUCACUGUGAGUAUAAUCUGUAUGUCGUGAUCGCAAGAUGCUUACGCCGCUGGUCUCUUUUCCAUCCAAACUGACAGGAGAAGUUAUUUGAUAAUGCACAUAUUGGUAUCUUUAACUGCAAAACUGUAAAUUUGAAACUUGUAUAAUGUUCUUGUGCUUUUGAAAAGAAAAUAUCUUGUAUAUGUAUAUUUAAAA
This is a messenger RNA of Colius striatus (speckled mousebird), 7752 nucleotides long. It is a transcript of the gene UBR1, whose product is annotated as ubiquitin protein ligase E3 component n-recognin 1. The transcript is spliced from 47 exons. Gene Ontology annotation, biological process: ubiquitin-dependent protein catabolic process via the N-end rule pathway; protein ubiquitination. Gene Ontology annotation, molecular function: zinc ion binding; ubiquitin protein ligase activity. NCBI's taxonomy places the organism in Eukaryota, Metazoa, Chordata, Aves, Coliiformes, Coliidae. Bases 58 to 5325 code for a protein of 1755 amino acids. The record is from RefSeq and is a predicted model, not a curated record. Gene Ontology annotation, cellular component: cytoplasm; ubiquitin ligase complex.